Erigeron canadensis is the source of this 761-nucleotide messenger RNA. RefSeq lists its product as uncharacterized. The record is from RefSeq and is a predicted model, not a curated record. Bases 82 to 543 code for a protein of 153 amino acids. NCBI's taxonomy places the organism in Eukaryota, Viridiplantae, Streptophyta, Magnoliopsida, Asterales, Asteraceae. The transcript is spliced from 2 exons.
UAUAUAUGAUCAUCAAAUAAUAUAAUAAAAACUUGAUAAUUAAUAUAUAUUUCUAGCUCAUAAUUCUGCUUUCAUAUAUCAAUGGCAAUGAAAUCUAUCAUCCUGUUUAUCACCCUUUUGGUAGUUAUAUUUGUGGCACCACAAGCCAACGCUCAAUCAUUAUUCAGAAUCAAUGGGACUGUAUAUUGCUCUCCGGGUGGCGCGCCUCUUGUCAAUGGCGCCACUCCUCCUUUCGCAAAUGCUACAGUCCAAGCAAUGAUAGGCCCAAUUCCAAUAGGAGAGGCAGUAAUAACAGAUACAAGAGGAGAAUUUGUUAUAGAUUUCCUUCAAUCUCUGCUUGGCUCUUUAGCUAGUAAACUUCAAUCAAUGGAUGCCAAAGUUGUCGUUACUACGCCACUCACGGCUUGCAAUUCAUCCUUUCCAGCAAACACCUUCCUAGUAUCGGUCCCUCCUUUCCAAUUGUUGAGCAACAAUACCGGCGGUACUGUAUUAUUGAGUGUGCGAUCAUACGAUUGUGUUGCUAUCUCUGUUGGGUUGUUAUAAGAAGGAUAUUAAUUACCACUUACGUGGGCGGGUCUUACUCGUUGACCACUACUAGUAGCUAUAUAUAUAUAUAUAUAUAUAUGAUCAAUAAUAAUAUAUGUCAUACGUACAACAUGGACUGAAGUUACAUGCUACGUAUCUAUCUAUCUAGCUAGCUAGCUAGUAUCUAAUAUAGGUAAUGUAUAAGAAAUAAGAAUAAAAAGACGAGAUUAUAUUAA